UGGCUGCUGCUGGAGGCGCUGGACACGCGCCGCUCGCGGCCGCUGCACACGGGCCGCUUCCUCACCAUGCACAAGCGCCGCCGCAAGCGCCUCACCACGCGCCAGCUGCAGCAGGACCCCGCGCUGCUCGACGACAUCCACCACGGGCAGGUGCAGUGUGUCCUGGAUCGUGUGUCGCAAUGGCCUUUCAAUGCGUUCACGUUGGAUACUGUCACUGGUGGGAGGUCUCUUCCAGUCCUUUGUGUUCAUCUAUUCCAUUGGUACGGGCUAAUGGAACACUUUAACCUGGAUGUUGUCAGGAUCUGGAAGUUAUUUACACUGGUUGAGGCUGGCUAUCAUAGUACAAAUCCUUACCACAAUUCAAUUCAUGCAACAGAUGUCACCCAAGCCAUGCAUUGUUUUCUGCAGGAGGAGAAGAUCCGGAUGCAUCUCACCCCUCUGGAGAUCAUGUCUUCAUUGAUAGCAGCAGUGACACAUGACCUUGACCACCCAGGCGUCAACCAGCCUUUCCUGAUUGCAACUUCCAAUCACCUGGCUGCCCUCUAUGAGCAUGCUCAAUCUUUCUCACCUCUCUCUGUAAUUAAGAACACUUCUGUUCUGGAAAACCACCAUUGGCGCUCUGCAAUUGGGUGUCUAUUGGAAAGCAAUGUUGCUGAACAACUUGGUGACGCAAGACCUGAGCUUGAGAGGCAGAUCAGCUCACUUAUUCUUGCCACUGAUAUCACUAGACAGCAAGAGUUCCUAACACGUUUCAAGCGUUACCUGGAUCAGAACCUGCUGGAUAUGCGUAGACCGGAAGAUCGACACUUCAUUCUCCAAAUAGCACUUAAAUGUGCUGAUAUUUCUAAUCCUUGCCGACCUUGGGAUGUUAGCCGGAAAUGGAGUCAAAAGGUUUGUGAGGAGUUCUUCCGUCAAGGUGAUUAUGAACGACAGCUGAACUUGCCAGUAACAUCAUUGUGUGAUCGGCAGACGACUUCUGUGCCAAAGAUCCAAGCGGGCUUCUUCCGGUUUGUGGUUUCACCACUAGUAGAAGAGUGGCAUCGUUUCCUAGGAACACCUCUUUCUCGUCGAAUGAUGUCUCAUCUGCGCACCAAUCAAGCACGUUGGGAAGCAUUAGUCCAGCAGGAACUAGCAGAGGAAACUCGCACAGAAAUUUCAGAUGCUGAGCCUGAACCUGAGCUUGAUGAGGAAGAUGAAGUCAUACAGGCAGAAGAGGAGGAUGGAGCGGAACUCCUUCCACUGCCUGCAGUCAUACCUGCAGCUGCUGACAUGCAACUGUAUGCAGCACCUGCUCGUCGGCGUCACUCUGUGCCACUCAGUGCUCCUCAGCCACCACCAGUAUCACGGACCGUUAUCCGCCGGGAAAGCCUCCCUCCCCCUCCUCCACCACGUAGCCCUCGAAGGAGAGGCUCCCCCCUACCACCUCCAUCAGUUUCACCUCUUUCACCUGCUGUCAGCCCGCAACUGCUGGAUGAGCCAUCACUAUCACCACCACUUUCAUCUAGCAGUAGUAGUGGUGCAGGAGCAAAUCAGCCACCCCCAGCAGACCACAGUGCUGAGAACUUGCUACCAGAACCGAGCAUUGCUAGUAUUACAACCAGCACUGAGGCUAGCCGACUGUCGUCUGUCCUUCGAGGUUCUGUGCCAUCUUCCUCAGGAAUGAGAGGUGCAACUGCUACGUUAACACGUCAGCAGACCUUUCCCCCUCUGCAACCUUAUGUGAGGGCACGCUAUUCAUCUGCAGCAUCAGCAUCGGCAGCAGCAGAACUGUCAGAGGCCGCAUCAGACUCCUCUGAUCCACCAGCAUCACCGCCACGACGUGCAUCUCUCGCAGCACCACUUCGAGAACGCGCACAUCAGCCACAACAGCACUGCAAACGUGAACAAUCUGACUGUCCUAGUGUUGGUUCAUUUUCUGGCUAUAGUCACACAGAUGGCAGUGCUCCAGCAAAGCUGCCAAAACUGAGUCCACCUCCACAGUCUCUGUCACCAACUGAGCCUGCAUCUGACUCAAAAGGUGGCCUGUGGGAAAAGGAAAACGUUGAUCCUGAUGAAAUAUGUCGGUCUGCAGCUCUGCGAAGGAAUGGUGCACAGGCUCUUGCUCGGAGGCGUGGAUCUGCUCCUGUAGCAUUACUAUUGGGACGUGCAGAAGAUCCACAGUCUGCAGGAUUAGCACUCAGGGGGGGAGGAGAGAGAUUCCUCCGACGGGGCUCUGUGCCCGUUGAUGUCAACAUCAACAGACAAAGUGUUUUGAGACCACUGGGCUUUAAAGAGAACUGUGCGCCCCCCCACUGCAUGCCGAGGCGAUCUUCGCUUCCGUAUGACUUAGUUCGUCACACCAACACAACCACCACCACCACUACCAUCACCACCACCACCUUGCCUGCCCCCUUAACCAUACCCACAGAAAAUAUACUGAGAUCCAAUGGAACAGAUGUACCAGAUACAGCAGGAACAGGACGGUGGCGCACAAGGAAGAAAAUGCUGCGACGGCGAAGUUCAGGCGGGCCAGAGAUGUUUGGUACAUCUGCACCAAACACAGGACAACGGAGAGGAUCACUUCCAGGGGUGCUGUCAGGGGACAGCAGCUGUGCAGAAGUUGGUCUCUCCUAGAUUGUGAGAAUAUGAUACCAACUCAGGUUGAAGUGAGCCUUCAGUCUACUUCUGGACCCAACAUCAGGAAUUAUUUUUAUUACAGGUACAAAAUAGCUAGAAAAGUGUACACAGCUUCCAUCCUCAUUAAGAGUGAUAGUGCUGAAAAAAGUGUAAUAAAUAUUUCUAUAAUAAAUGAUUUUUAAUGAUGUAUUUGAUGAAAUGGAAAGACUUUGCAACUACACAUGUGUGAGUAUGCCUUCCUGGCCAGAGUAAUAUCUUUUUAUAAAUUUAAAUCAGAGUAUGAGUGAUGAUAUAAGUAACUGAAUGAUAAAGAUGAACAGAUAUAUAAUUUUGUGACAGCUUUUCAUACUUCCCUUAAAUUAGCAUUUCAAGAAUUUUUGUGUAAUGUUGGAUAUAUAUAUAUAUCUUAUAUAAAGUUUAUUUUAUAUAUCACAAACAAAUACAGGCAUUGUGUUUUAAGAACACAACUGUACGCUUAUACAUCACCGGAGUUUAUACAGAGGGAUCAAGCAAGUUAGAAGAAAUAUUAUUUGAAACAACACAGGUAGAGACAGAGUUAUUGUGUAGUUGAAAAGUCACAACAUAUAAAUAUGUUAUUUAUUUAUUUAUUUCUGUUCAUUAUUCUGGAUCAUAUAGAGCAUUUUUUGAUCAGUUGAAAGUCAUUAUUGUAAGCAUGAUGUACAUUUUUCUGACGGUCAUAGCCACGAGUGCCCCCUGUGGACUCACUGUUGGUGUCAGCGUAUAGUCAGGGGAGGAGCGCAGACAGGGUUUUGUACUCAAUCAACUGUAUACGCUUACUCUUCUCACAGUAUCACAUAGUUUUUAAGAGACUAAAGAAACAUCUGAUGACAACAAUAAUAAAUUGUCAAUUUAAAAAGAAAGUUCAUACUCAAUGUAUAUAAAAUGAGCCUUUCACUGUGUCUACAUCUUUCUGUAUUUCAACAGUUGAAACAUUCCAUAUAAAAUGAACUUCAAACAAGGCCACAGAUGAAAGGGGCUCUGGUGUAUAGAUAUUAAAUGUUGUGUCUGUUUUGAGAUGUGAAGGCUGUAUAGAUGUAGUGGAUUUGAUUUUGAAGAUGAUGUUUAAUGAUUUUGUGUUGUAUAAUUUUUAAAUGAUGCAUCUCUGGUACUUUAUCCAUAAUCAGGUAGCUACCUGAACAGUGACAUGAAAUUAUGAUCAAAGAACUGUUCAGCUGUAACUAAGCAAAGAUCUGCUGCUUUACACGAAUGAGUAUUUGAAACAAAAUAUUCACAGGGUUUACAAGACAUGUAAAUUUACAAGGCAUGUAAAUAUAGUAUUGUGUAACAAUGGAUGCAAGUAUUAAAUUUCAGUGAUGUAUGUAAUUAAAUUUUAAUUGUAAAGUACAAUUUUAUAUAGUAGGCAAUCUCUUUUAUGUACCAUGUCCUAUGUGACUCUUUUAAUUUUCAGUCUGCAUGUGUUCUAUAACACUGAAUGAUCUUUAGUGUGAGGUAUGUAUUUCACAGUGUUUCAAUGACAUAUAAUGUGAUGUUUAUCUAAAAUAUGCAGAGUUUUUGUAAGAAAUAUUACAGUACUGCCUUUCAGUAUAGUACAUGGAUCAGCCAUAAAUUUUCGAUGUCUAAAAAUGAUACUCUGCUACUAAUGAAGUGAACAUUCAUUUGAUGUAACAAUAAGAAUAUCAGAUACAAAUUAAUAUUAGUUGUGAUGUCUUAAACCUCUGACUGUACUCUAUAUGUUCUUUUUUCCAAGUCAUAGUGACUGUGGAAUGUGAUGUAUGUGUGCACAUCACAUUUUUGUCUUCACAUACAGUUUUAAAUAUGCUUAUUUACAAACUGUGGGAAAAUGUGCAAUAAGUCCAUGUAACAUUUCUCAUCUAUUAUAUAUCAAGUGUCGAAGUAGUAAAGGGGUAAAUUGUUACAUUCAGUGAAGGUGUUACAAGUUUAGCAAGUAAAACUACACAUAUGUAUUCAAGAAUUAUGUUUGAAACUAUUGGCAACAUGUUUUGUCUUGUAUUACCUGUUAUGACUGAUGAAACUGAACUAGCCAUGCCUCGUAUAAUAAAUGGAUGAAAUUAAUGGACACCCUACUUACAGAAGUUUUCAUUUGGCUCAGAAAUGAUGAUUAAAAAGCAAAUGGUGUGUCAGAUACCAAAAGAAACAUAAAAAUAUUGUGUGUUACCCCAUGCUACGUUGACAAUCUGACUUUGUUUUAUACAAAUAAGAAAAAAAGAGUGGCUUAUUUUGAUAACAUUGUCCCAGAACUGUGUUUACUUUCAAUGAACUAUUCAUGUAUUGAUAGCCUUAAUAUUGUGUUGUGGUAAACUGAGCAAUGAAAGGUGUGCAGCAUUGUUACUAGUAAUUUAUGAUAGUCCUACUUGUUUGCUUUUUGUUUCAUUGGAACCUUUAGAUAUGUGUGAUUCUGUAAAAUAUGAGAUGUACAUAUGUAUCAUGAUCGAUGUAUUUCAUUUGUGAGUCCAUUCCAUGUUUCACAAUGUUUGUAUUGUCUUUUUUGUAUUUGUGAAAGAUGAUGAAUGUUAUUCUCCUUCUAUUGUAUGAUACUAUAUCCUCUUCUAUUGUACAUGUGAACUGAACUUUUAAAAAUGUGUCUCAAUUUUUGUAAAUAUCCAUUUUAAAUAUUUAUCUACCAGAACUCUGAAGGUGCUAUGAAACUAUGUCUCUGUUCUACAGUUAUGCCCCUCUUUGCCAUGGGCUCUCUACCUACUGACCUCCAGCAAUACUGCAUGUUUAUAUUCCAAGUAUGAAUGUUGUGUGCACCUUAAUGUUUGUUCCUCUGUAUUUCUUAAUCUGUCACAAGAACAAUCAGUUUCAAAACAAAAAAUAGAUGUUUUAAAGUAGGAAUGAAAUGCAGGAUCACAGCUGACUUCAUUAAAGUAUUAUAUUUCAAGUUCAUCUCUUAAUAUGUCAAAUAUUUAGCGUGAUGGCAUUUUUUUAACUUGUGGAAGAUUGUAACCAUCUGUAGAAUGGAAUAUCUGUUGGUGUGUGUGUGUGUGUGUGUGUGUGUGUGUGUGUGUGUGUGUGUGUGUGUGUGUGUGUGUGAGUGAGUGAGUGAGUGAGUGAGUGAGUGAGUGAGAGAGAGAGAGAGAGAGAGAGAGAGCAGAUCACAGCUGAACAUUUGAAACAAAAUUGACAUUGUACAACGUUUUAUUGCUUUUGUUUGUGUAAUUAUUGUGUUAGAAAUGUAAAUUGUACAUUUUUUAAGAAUAAUUGUUCCAAGUUUUUAAGACACUCUUCUGUCUGUGGAAUAACUUAAUUGACUUUGUGUUGAAUUAGCUUUGUUGGAGUUGUGUGAAAACCAUAUCAGCCUCUAUAUUUUAAAAGUAUAGAAGGUCAUGUUGAAUGGAAACAUUUGUGAGGGACAGUUAAUAACAAGAAUUUUUGUGGAUGUUGUAACCUGUUUCUUCAUAACUGUAUUGCAACAAAAAAUAAUGGUCAUAUAAGAUGUACUGUGUAACUUAAUUAUUCUUCGACAGAGAAAUGGUUGUAGAACUAUUUUCUCUGUACAUGACUGAUAUUCUGUGCAGCUGUUAGUGAAUAAAUAAUUGGAAAUCCUUUAAAUUA
Messenger RNA from Schistocerca serialis cubense, 6174 nucleotides. Its product is annotated as cAMP-specific 3',5'-cyclic phosphodiesterase 4A-like. The transcript has 14 exons. Gene Ontology annotation, molecular function: 3',5'-cyclic-AMP phosphodiesterase activity. NCBI's taxonomy places the organism in Eukaryota, Metazoa, Arthropoda, Insecta, Orthoptera, Acrididae. The record is from RefSeq and is a predicted model, not a curated record. The coding region runs from base 67 to 2613 and encodes 848 amino acids.